This is a messenger RNA of Varroa destructor (honeybee mite), 2470 nucleotides long. RefSeq lists its product as uncharacterized. Lineage: Eukaryota; Metazoa; Arthropoda; Arachnida; Mesostigmata; Varroidae. The record is from RefSeq and is a predicted model, not a curated record.
UCGACGGGUCCAAACGAAAAUAUUCCUAACUGAGCGGCCAGUGAGAUCAAAAGCGUUUUAUUGACAUUGUCAGCAUGAAAGAACCGUUUGUGCGGGGACCUCCCAGUUGGCUUCGUCAAUAACACACCCUGCUAAAUGCUGUGUGUCUAUUUAAAACGGAUUUUGGCGGUUUCUGCUGGAAAGCGACAGAUAAGCAAAACGACAGGAAGACCGCAAUACUCUGUAUUGAGUAAUUGUCACUGGUGAAGCGUUGAUUAAGCACUGCUCUGAGUACAUUCUUGCCUGUUUUUCUGUGCUACUGUUGCAAUGACAGAUAACGUGGACCAGGAUCAUCUUCAGACAAGAAAUAAUCUGAUGAGACGUUUCGUUGUACGGGCGUUGCUCGAACUCGAUGCCGAAGUAGCGGAUGGCAGCGACGAAAGGUCGCGAUUGGAUACGUUUAAAGCAGCUACCCUUCUGAAGUUAUUCCCGAUUCGGGGCUCGUUUCACGAUCUGGUGCCGUUCGACAACGACUUCUACAUCAAGCACGUUGUGCCAAAAAUCGAGAAGCGACUCGCCUAUGAACUAAAGCCGCUAGCCGAGGUUGAUCUUGUAACUGAUCAAACUGUAGCCGAAAAGUAUUCUGAACUUUACGACAAGUUGAAGGCUCUGGCAGAUCAGUACAAGAGACUUCUUAGUAAUGUUGGUAACAGUCAACAGCUUCUUCAGGAUGUGCUUCGCCACCAGCAGUGGGCUCUUCGUCAAAAAUUAGCACAGGCCGAAGUUGAUCGGCUGGCGCUCACUUCGGUGAUCUUUGACAAGAAGCUGAUCAAGAUUAAUCGAGACAUCUACAAUAUUUUUUGCUCGUACAAGUUUGAUGAAGCGGUUAAAGUUGUGGAGGAUCAAAUCAAUCGCGACAUCCAAGCCCUCCAAGAAGAAAUUGCCGCUCGGACAAAAAAGCACGAAGUCUACCAAAAAGCACGCAAAGUAUCACCCGAAAUCGAUGUUCUGCUAGAGCGAUACGAGUCGACAGUAACCAGCAUCAAUCAGCUUCGGGCAUAUCAGCUGGAAGAAAACUGAUCAUCUUUUAUAAUAACGAAGCCGUUAAUUCAUUUGUUAUGUAAUAUUGUAAAGCGAUGCUGAAAAGUUGAGGAAGGUUAAACAAAGAAGGAGACUUAGAUGCGGAAUAUUAUAAAUGAAUCACAUUUAUCCCCACUCCUGAAAAAGCGUAUUCUAACGUUCAAAUUACUUCGAGUCAAGGUUACGCAUACAAACAUGUUGAAAAACUACUCGUGUUUUCCGUUGAUACGCGAUUCGGUGUGAAAUAAAAUGAACAGUAUUCUCAGGUUAUAACUUUGAGCGAUCCUGUGGAAAUGAAACGACUAAUAGGUAGAAAAAGUAAUUUGUUAUACAUAACAACUAAAAUAUUUUAUACAUAUUUUUUAUGUAGAGGUAUCACUGUUGUUAUUUAUCAAAUUGUAGGAGGUUCAUUCGAAAUAGCAGUGUCUUAUGUGCUGUAUCCAUUUCAGUGGGCUCAUCGAUUUCUUGGUAGAGAAUUAAAACUCGUCAUUGACAACAAAGUACUGAUUGGGAGAAAUCCAGGUUUCCGCUAAUUGAUUGCUAUUUUCGAUUAGGGAGCAAGCUAAGCCAUAAAAGUUUUUCGAGACAUGCAAUUUGCAAUCUAAUAUCAACAUAUUCUUUUCAGUGACAAAGGCUAUACAAGUUUUAGUUUUUAGAAUGUCUGUAUGAUUUGUGGCUCGCAAAGCCGAGUUUAUAUUACUAUAUCUUGUAUGUUACAGGUCGCUUAUUGCUGCAGUCAUAUCCAAGCACCUGGUGUAUUAGUUGAGCUACAUUCUACAUAAACGAUCCAUAAGUUAUCUACCAUAAAGUCUUGCCAAGCAUGCCAGCUUUUUACAUGUCAACAGCAUAUAAUAAGUCCAUAUUCAUGCAUUUACCACAAGGAAUAGUUUACGUUAUAUUGAUUUGUAAUCAGCCACAUAUUUAAUUGGCGGGUAAUAAUUCUUUAACUAUGCCUGUAAAUAGAAUUCAUAUAGAUUAAUUUUAUGUGUUUAAUGCAUCUCUUGGAAAAACAGCCUCGACUUUGUCCGCCAAGACAUACUACUAAUUUUGAGAAUAAUGUGUUGGACUUUCACUAACGUUCAAGAAUGAAACGUUGAUUGGUGCAUCUCGAGCCUUAUCAUCAAGUUACAAUGUGAACUAAAGUAUUAUUUGGAGUAUCAUAUGUUGGUUGUAUAUCCGAUUUAUACAUGUCCUGAUGAUGGAUACAGACAGUAGAUUAUGGUAAGCAAGGUUCUGUUUUAUAGAUUCGCUUGAGCUUUAAUAGUUGCGAAGAUUCCUAAGAAGCUGCGUAAUGCGCCUUGUAUACGAACUAAUUAGGGUUUUAUUUUGUAAAAACUAAAGGUACAUGUACUUUAUCGUGUUUUUUAUCAUUAGCACGUACUUUAAAAUUGGCUUAUACUGUGUUUGGAUA